Schistosoma margrebowiei is the source of this 2217-nucleotide messenger RNA. NCBI's taxonomy places the organism in Eukaryota, Metazoa, Platyhelminthes, Trematoda, Strigeidida, Schistosomatidae. The record is from the annotation of a GenBank genome assembly.
AUGAAUCAUUUCAAUGCUCAAUAUAUUCAACCAGGUUUAUGCGAAAAUCAAUGUCAUUGUCCAAAAGGUGAAAAUGUUGUCCAUUGUGAUAGACAAGAUCAUUUAUAUGGUGUACCAACUAAUUUACCAUAUGGUAUAACAAAAUUAUUUAUACAACAAAGUGAUUUCCCUAUACCAAAUUCAUUAAAUCAAGCUAAUAUGACUGGUUUAGAAAAAUUAGAAUAUUUACGUAUUAUUUAUUGUAAUUUACAAUUUAUUGAAUCACGAACAUUUAUUAAAAUGAUUGAAUUAAAACAUUUAGAUUUAUCUCAUAAUUCAUUAAUUCGUAUAGAAUCUUAUACAUUUUAUGGUUUACAAUUAAAUCAUUUAUAUUUAAAUGAACAACAUUCAUUACCCGAUAAUGGUAUAUUAUUAACAGAAGAUUCAUUUCAUGGUUUAUCAGCAAAUCAAAUUAAUCUACGAGGGAAUCGUAUACAAUCUAUUAAUUAUGAAAUAUUUCAUAAAGUAUCAAGUUUAGAUAGAUUAAUAUUAUCUGAUAAUUUAAUUACAAUAAUUGAUGAUGAAUUUGAAAAAUAUUUUAAUUAUCCUAAUAAAUUACUUGAUUUAACUGGCAAUCCAUUAGAAUGUAAUUGUCGUUUAGCAUGGAUGAUACAACGUAUUAUAGAUUGGAAAAAUACUUUACCUGGUUUAAAUAUGACAUGUAUACAUUUAAUUAAAAAAGAGAAUUCUAUAGAAAAUAUUAAAAAUAUAUAUGAAUUAAUCAAAUUAACACCGGAACAAUUAUGUCCAACAUCACGUAUACAACAAAUUUUUAUUAAUAUAUUAGAUGAUACAAAUCGAGCAUUAAUAUCAUGUACAGCAGUAACUGUACCAAAAUAUUCACAAUAUUUAUUAUAUAAUACAAAUAUGAUUAUAUCAAAUAAAAUAUUAAGUCAUACACCACCAGGUGUAGCAUGGCGUUAUAUAGAAAGUGGACAAUUACGUGAAGUAAAAUAUUUAACUUCAAUAAAUAAUCAUUUAAUAAAUCAAAAUAAUGAUUAUUUAUAUCAUAUAAAUUCAACUAUAAAUAAUCCAUCAGCAACAGUUCAAUUAAAUAUUACAUUAGAUAAAAAACCACGUAAAUAUACAUGUACUACAUGGGAUGAUAAAAAAGAAACAGAAGAAGUUAUAGUAACAUUAAAAGGACCAGAAUUAAUUAAUUUACCAAAAAUCAAUAAUACAUUAUUAAUUGAUCAUGAAUUAAUCAAUACUCAAACGAAUAAUCGUAAUUAUUAUAUUAAACAAUCAGAUGAUUUAUUACGUAAUGAAAUUUUAUAUGAUCAAUCUUAUUAUUUAUAUCAAAAACAAUUUACAUUAUUAGAAAUGUCUAUUGCAGUGAUUUGUACAUUUCUUACUACAUUAAUCUUUUUAUUAAUUAGUGCUAAAUGUUUACGUUUAUGUAAACAUUAUAAAUUAUUUCAAUUUACAUCAAGUUGUAGUACUAUUGGAAUUAAUGAUACUAAAUCAAUAUAUCAUCCAGUGAAAUUAAUCAAUAAUGAUACCAAUAUGAUCGAACAAAUCAAUAAUAAUAAUAAUAAUAAUAGUAAUAAUACACCAAUGAAAUUAAAUGGUAUCCAUUCAUCAAAUAUAAUCAAUGAGAAUGGAUAUAAUUUUAUAAGAACACAUACAAAUCCUUAUUCACAAAUGAUUUUAUCAACAUUACAUGGUCAUAAUAUUAUUACUACUACUACUAAUACUACUAAUACGACGAUUACUACUACUAAUAAUAAUGGUAGCAGUAAUAAUAAUAAUGAUUUUUCAGCACAAAUCAAUCAAUAUCCAAAUCUUACAAAUCAAUAUUUAACAGUCACUUGUAAUAGUAAUGGUUUACCACCAUUACCAUCACCACCAUCAAUACCAAUUCAUUUAGCAUCAUCAUCUGGUUCAGGUACAGAUGAUUUACAACAAAGUUUAGCUAUAUUAACAUCAACUCCAUUAAUACAACAAAAUAAAUUAAGAAAUCUAUUAAAUAAUGAAACAAAUACAGUUGGAUUAUCACCAUUUUUAACUAAUACACAACCACAUAUAAGAAAUUGGCUUAUAGCGCCUGGAUCACCAUAUUCUAUUACAGGUAGUCAUGUUUAUGAUGUACCUAGAACACUUGAAAUUAAUCAAGGUACAUUACCAAUGUCAACAGGUUUAGUGAAUCGAUCUAGUCUACUCAGUGAAUCAGAAUAA